Messenger RNA from Suillus discolor, 252 nucleotides. RefSeq lists its product as uncharacterized. Lineage: Eukaryota; Fungi; Basidiomycota; Agaricomycetes; Boletales; Suillaceae. The record is from RefSeq and is a predicted model, not a curated record. Bases 1 to 252 code for a protein of 83 amino acids. The transcript has a single exon.
AUGUUUUUUUUCUCGUUUACUACUAUUCUUAACCUUGCAUUCAUAGCUACAUCCAUCGAUGUUGAGCAUGUUUUCUCCCGCGGUCGCUUGCUGUUGUCACACAUAUGGUCUCGACUCUCAACUCAAACCACUCGUGCACUCCUGUGUCUUGGUUGUUGGAGCCUGCUCAGGCUUGUCAAGGAUAAGGAUGUCUUACCCAUAGCUUGUUUGCCAGAUGUCAAGGGUGAUGAAAAAGAAGAUGGGACUCAAUAG